This is a messenger RNA of Lipotes vexillifer (Yangtze River dolphin), 1374 nucleotides long. Lineage: Eukaryota; Metazoa; Chordata; Mammalia; Artiodactyla; Lipotidae. The record is from RefSeq and is a predicted model, not a curated record.
AUGGCGGGGAGAAGCCUGAGCCCUCUCCUCACCCAGAACAAGUGCUGCCCUCGCUUCACUAGUGCUGCCCCGGGUCUGCUUCACCUCCUGGUCCUCAUUUUUGGCCUGGUCACCACAUGGGUCUUCGUCCGCAGCUAUAUCACUUCAACCUGCCGCCACCAAAGCUAUUCUGUUCCCUCCCCAGCUUCACACUCGGUGAAGACCAAGUGUGGCCUCAGCAAAUCCUGCCCAGACAACUUCUUUGCGUUUAAAAUCAGCAGCGGGGCCGCCAACGUAGUGGGCCCCUCCGUGUGCUUUGAAGGCCAAAUGAUCAUGAGUCCUGUGAAAAACCAUGUGGGCAGAGGUCUGAACAUCGCCCUGGUGAACGGAACCACGGGAAAGGUGAUGACACAGAAAUAUUUCGACAUGUACUCUGGAGAUGCUAACCUCCUGGUGAAAUUCCUUAAAGAAAUUCCAGAGGGCACGCUGGUGCUGGUGGCCUCCUACGAUGACCCGGGGACCAAGAUGAAUGAUGAAAUCAGGAAGCUCUUCUCGAACUUGGGCAGCACCUACGCAAAGCAGCUGGGCUUCCGGGACAGCUGGGUCUUCUCAGGGGCCAGAGACCUCAACAGUAGAAGCCCCUUUGAGGAGUUCUUAAAGAACAACCCAGACAUGAAUAAAUACGACGGCUGGCCGGAGCUGCUGGAGCUGGAGGGCUGCGUGCCCCAGAAGGCUGGCGACAAGCAGAGGGAAAGGGGUGGAAGUGAGGAGGAGGGUGACUGCGGGGGGACGCUGAGAGCUUGGCUCCCAGCCUGGAAGCCGGCCGCCAAGGCAGCCUCCACCGUCUGGGCCUGUCUGCGGGCGAGAAGGUCAAGGCCUGCCCGCCGGGCCGCCAGAGGUCACCCGCCUGCCGAGCUGCCGGCUACAGAGGGCAGAGGACCGCUCUGCUUCUCCCCGACCCCGGCUGCCUCAGUGUCCCCUCCAGAGAGGGGCAGGGGUGCAGGAGGAGCAGCUGUGAAAGCCGCCUUUGUGCCUGAGAAGAAUGAGCCGCCGGAGGACGGGGGGCGCUGGCCCAGGGAACCCCUCGGGCCCCGGCUCCUGAGACAGCACCGCAGUGAGGACCCCCAGGCAAGGCGCCCUCUUCGUGCCAUGGGAGCUGCCCAGAGGAAGAAGCAUCCCUCCAGCCUCUCAGGCUUCACUCACACCAGCGGCUGCCUGGAAGGCGCUCCCAACUGCUAUCCACACAUCCAGCCCUUCCCUGAGUUCCAGGUCCAGCACCUGCCCACCUGCUCUUCCCUGGAGCAGAGGAAGAAAGAGCAGGACCUCAAAACGGUGGAGAUGUACUUUCUGACACCCAGCAAGCUUGGGACUGGCAUUGGUGCUCAAACUCCAUGA